Molecule: messenger RNA, 372 nt
Organism: Somion occarium
Lineage: Eukaryota; Fungi; Basidiomycota; Agaricomycetes; Polyporales; Cerrenaceae
Source: the annotation of a GenBank genome assembly
AUGAAUCAUAGAUGCCGCUUGGAUGAUUGUCAAAGCUGCUUCGUGGGUCUCUCGGCAAGCUAUGAGAUCGUCCGAUCUCAAGCGGUCGCCUGCGCAAAGACUCUGGAUGUAUCGUCAGCGGUCGUCCUCGAAUGCUGUCUGCGGGGUGACUGCUUUCACCUUCAUAGUACCGUGAUGGUCCAGCUUCGUCGGCUAGCCGAGCAGGGAAGCCAAGGCGGUCAGGCGGAGGCAAUGGACCAGUUAGUGUCGAUGUCGGAUACCCAUACGACACGGGCAAAUAUGGGGCAGUGGCAUAGGAGGCUAACGUUCCAUGGAGAGUAUAGUCUCUUUGCAGCGACAGUCGAGAAGGCCCCGGGAGAGUAUAGGGCGUGA